AAUGGUAAUGUAUGUGGCUACAAACUAUCUUGGUGUGAUAUUACUAUUUGUACCAUUAAUCUUUGGAUUUUAUGAAGAUUAUGUAAAUAUGCUAUCACCCCAUCAGCAUAUUGUUCAAAGUGGAUCAAUUCACCUAGGAAAGUAUACAUUUGGUAAUUUAUAUGAUGGAACUCCUUUUGAAUUUAAAACUGAUGGAAGUAGAUUAAAUAUAAGCAAAGUUAAGUUAUGGUUUCAUAUUCCUGGUGGAGAACAUUUUAAAUUACAUACCUUACGUCUCCUGAAAUUACGUAAUGGACAUGAAAAGUUAAGUUUUACAUUAACAUUCUUAAACAGUCGAGAUAUUUAUGAUUUAGAGCAUAAUUUUACAAAGGGCUGGAAUGAAAUUGCGUUUACUAAUUUAACAUUUAUAAAUAGAAUCUAUGUAACAGUUACUGAAUCAGAUUAUGAUAAUCUAGAAAUUGGUGAAUUUCAAAUUCUUGGUUUCAAUAAAUAUUUUCUAUCGUGUCUUGAAUGGUUUAGUAAAUCGACACUUGAAACAUCUGUUGUAAUGAUACAUACAAUUGGCAGUUCGAUAUCAUUAGAUGUUUCAAGAAUAGAAAGUGGAGCAACUUGCCAAUCAUCAACUGGUAAUUGUAGAUUAGCAAUAAAAGAUUCUGUUAAUUAUAUUGAUGACAUGUGGAUACCAUUGGCAACGGAUAAAAAUAUAUUUAUUGAGAUCAAAUUUUAUGAUAGCUACUCAAUUGAGGAAAUUAUUGUAAAACAACCAAUUGAAAAUGAAAUUAAUUCUAUAAUCAUCAAAUGUGAUGAGAGUUUAAUUGAAAUGAUUGUGAAUAAAACUAGUUUAUUUACAUCAUUACAAACAGAAUUGACAACAAGUUUUCUCAGAUUUCUAUUUUAUAAGAGAGAUAAUCAGACAUUUUUUGGAUUGUAUGAAAUCAAAGUAAUUGGUCGUACCCGUAAACCUCACAAAAAUAUUUGUGACUCUGCAACAAGUUAUAUAAAAUCACAAGAUUUCAUAUCAAUAGGUCAGAAUAAAGUGACAUAUAAACCAACAUCAACUGACCAAUGCUCUCAAAGUAAACAUUUUUUGAGGUAA
Molecule: messenger RNA, 1096 nt
Organism: Dimorphilus gyrociliatus
Lineage: Eukaryota; Metazoa; Annelida; Polychaeta; Dinophilidae
Source: the annotation of a GenBank genome assembly